Molecule: messenger RNA, 1215 nt
Organism: Bombina bombina (fire-bellied toad)
Lineage: Eukaryota; Metazoa; Chordata; Amphibia; Anura; Bombinatoridae
Product: junctional adhesion molecule A-like
Exons: 7
Coding region: 92-823 (243 amino acids)
Biological process (GO): intestinal absorption; establishment of endothelial intestinal barrier; cell adhesion
Cellular component (GO): bicellular tight junction
Source: RefSeq, a predicted model, not a curated record
CUGAGUAGUGUCAUACUUAUCCCACAAUCGAAGCUAAUAGCAAAGCAUUAUACCCAGUUCUGGAGCCAUAACAAGCAGCUGUUGCUAUAUAAUGAAAAUUAUACUAAAUAUGGAGGUUGGAAACAAGAGGCUACGAGUUCUGCUGUGUCUGGGGAUCCUGUACAGCCUUGGAUUGGGUGUCUCUGCUACAGGAGGGGUGACUGCCCCGAACCCUGUGAUUGAAGCCAAAGAAGGAGAAGCUAGAGAUCUUCAAUGCACCUACAGCAAUAGUUUAACUGAUGCGCGUGUGGAGUGGAAAUUUGUGAAUAAUGACCAGGAAAUCAGCUUUGUCUUUUAUGAUGGGACUCUUACAGCUGCCUACAAAAAUCGUGCUACUGCAUUCCAUCAAGGAAUCCGAUUAAAUGAUAUAACUAGAAAGGACAAUGGAGAGUAUAUAUGUGAAGUGACCGCCAAAGAUUCCACUGGAUCACUUACAUAUGGAUUUGACAAAAUCCAACUGAUUGUAUUAGUCCCCCCGUCUGUACCAGUUGCACAGGUGCCCACCUCAGUAACAAACAAUAAAGUGGCACAGCUAAGCUGUUUAGAGAUGGAUAGCUCCCCUCCAGCAACAUUUACUUGGUACAAGAACAAAAUCCCUCUUCCUGAAAAUCCCAAGAGCAGCCCGGCCUUCCAGAACUCAAGCUACACUGUGGAUCCCAAGACAGGCGUACUGACAUUUGAAACAGUGCAGAAAAUUGAUGCUGGAGACUAUUACUGUGAAGCUACAAACUCUCAGGGAAAGCAAACCUCUGCAGCUGUGACUAUGAGUGUCGUGGCGGACUAACACCAACCAGGGCCCCCGGGCAAAAGUGUGGCAGGGCCGCCCACAUCCUCUUUGCUCCACCUACCUACCUCCUCUGCCCCUUCUAUCUCAUGUGCCCCUCCAACCUCCCUUGCCCCUCCCAUCUCAUAUGCCCCUCCCCCACCAUGUUUUUAUGACUUCUACUUCAAAGGCUUGUGCGCAAUGGGCCUAGUGGCGGAUCCAGAGUCAAAUAUCAGGAAGGGCAAUAUGGCAGACCAUUUUAUAUAUAUCUAACAUCCACCAGCUCCGUGAUGUCAUCAUGGAGGAGUGGAAGAGGACUCCAGUGGUAACCUGUGAAGCUCUGGUGAACUCCUUACCCAAGAGGGUUAAGGCAGUGCUGGAAAAUAAUGGUGGCCACACAAGGACAUUUCCAC